Fibroporia radiculosa is the source of this 918-nucleotide messenger RNA. RefSeq lists its product as uncharacterized. Gene Ontology annotation, cellular component: nucleus. The transcript is spliced from 5 exons. Gene Ontology annotation, biological process: mitotic DNA replication termination; site-specific DNA replication termination at RTS1 barrier. Lineage: Eukaryota; Fungi; Basidiomycota; Agaricomycetes; Polyporales; Fibroporiaceae. Bases 1 to 918 code for a protein of 305 amino acids. The record is from RefSeq and is a predicted model, not a curated record.
AUGGGAAAUGAUGGUGGAAGUAUACCAGACCGCAGAGAUUUAGUCAGGAACAAGCCAAAGGCUGAACAGGCAGAUAAAGCAAAUCAAACCCGUGCACGAUGGUUCUUCUGUGCUCUUUCGAAGCGUCCUCUGCAGGAGCCCGUUGUAUCGUGUGCUUUAGGCAAACUUUACAACAAGGACUCGAUUUUAGAGUAUCUACUCGAUAGAUCUGCGUACGGAGAUGGCGAGGAUAUAUGUGGUCAUAUUCGGUCAUUGAAAGAUGUUAAGACCCUGAGGCUGGCACACAACACAAGCAAGACAUCUGCAGGUGAUGCAGUCCCUGAUAGAGCUGCUUUUGUCUGCCCAUUAAAUAUCAAGGAAAUGAACGGCUCGCAACCGUUUGUUUAUCUGUCUACUUGCGGAUGCGUCUUCUCUCAGGCUGGACUGAAGGCUGUAUCUAGCACAGCUUCGCCAGACUCUGAGGAGGGGAAUUUGGAUAAUAGCGAGAGGAGCAAAUUAUCCGAGAGAAACCAUCAUGGGACAGAACUUGAGCUAUGCCCACAAUGCGGCGUGAAGUAUGACCGGGGGUCAGACGUCGUCAUGCUCAAUCCUUCCGUAGAGCAGGAGGAGAAGAUGCGAGAGGCUAUGGAGCUUAAACGUGCUUCAGAACCGGCAAAAGGGAAAGGGAAGAAGCGGAAAGCCCAUGUAGAUACAGUGGACAUUGAAGGGCCGGUGGCGAAGAAAACACACACGUCUCUCGUUCCAAGCACCAACCCUAGUAUGGCUGCGGCGAGCAGAGCUGUCACCAACAGUCUUGCUGAGGAGGAGGCCAAGCGUAAAGCCACGAUGAGCGACGCUGUGAAGUCGUUGUACGGGCCAAAGGGCGGGAGGAAAAAAGAAACAUUUAUGACGAUGGGGACUUUCACGAGGUAUGCGUGA